Messenger RNA from Seriola dumerili (greater amberjack), 505 nucleotides. RefSeq names its product interleukin-17C-like. Gene Ontology annotation, biological process: inflammatory response. The transcript is spliced from 3 exons. Gene Ontology annotation, cellular component: extracellular region. The record is from RefSeq and is a predicted model, not a curated record. Lineage: Eukaryota; Metazoa; Chordata; Actinopteri; Carangiformes; Carangidae. Gene Ontology annotation, molecular function: cytokine activity. Bases 29 to 505 code for a protein of 158 amino acids.
GUCACAAUCAAAGCUGUGUGGUUUCAAGAUGAAAUGGGUCAGCCUGCAAUUGAUCUCCCUCGGCCUCUUGCUGAUCUUCAACGACCAGACUUCUUUCUCCGCUGCCCAGACUAAGAGCUCCAAAUGCAUCAGCGGGGACGAGCUGGAGGAUCACUCCGACAGAUUCCUGGAGACAUACUGGCAGAAGCACCUGAAGCAGCAGGACAAGCGUACCAAUCGAACGCGCCGAGGAUUAAACAGCCGCUCCUUAUCCCCGUGGAAGUUCAGACUAGACUAUGACGUCAACAGGAUUCCUCAUCAUAUUGUCUUCGCAAAGUGCCUCUAUCAGGGCUGCAUCAUCAACCAGCGUGAAAAUCUGAACUACAACUCUGUGCCUGUGUUUGCUCAGAAAAUGGUCAUGAAAAAGACUAAAUGUAAACGUCUUCCGAACACAUACAAGGUCAAGGAGCGUUAUAUCAAAGUCCCUGUGGCCUGCGUGUGUGUUGUCCCCAAGUCAGCUAAGUGA